AUGAUGGAGGGUCAGGAUUAUGCAGAAGAGGACGAGGGUCUGUUCCGCUUUGACAACGAGGAAGAUGAGAACGCCUUUCUGAGCGGCCUGAACGAGGAAGACUUCAUGGAGCCUCUGACACCGGUCGGAUCGGCUGAGCCCACCGCCCCAGCCGCACUCCACGCAGCCGCCGCCGCAUCUGGGAGGCCCCACAAUAAUCACAACUACUCCUCCGUCACCGCCUGGCAGCACCCCGAGCCCGCAUCGCCGCCGCCGCCGCCGCUGUCUUAUUCGCCGUCUCCAAGCACCACGCCAGCCACUCAUUACCGCCCUGCAGAUCGUCACCGGUCGUCACGGCGCUCACGCCAGUCCCAGCUGUCUCACCAAGGCUCAGAUCAAAGUCUCGGCCAGCGUGCUCACCGCCCACCGCCUAUCCCAAAUACACACCAUGAGGAUCUUCAACAACUCGACUCCCAGACACUGCAGCACACGCAUCAGGCCCACGAAAAGCCAUCUAAGCGCCUGCCUUCUAGCCAGGACCAGGACCAGUAUGGUGAUGACGACGUUGCCGAUGAUGAUGUCCAAGACCAGGUCCAGACCCAGAGCAUGACCUCCAAAGAUGAGCUCACCAGAGAUGAGCUCAAGGAGAACGGCUUUGUCGAGGUUGAUGCCGAAGGCGUCGAGGCCAUGUUUAACGGAAAUGAGGCAGACCGCGUCACGGCUCAGAAGUUCCAGUCCGAGGUCGUCAAAACCAUCAAGCAAAAUGGAAAGGUCGUCUACAUGGUCGGCCAGGCGACUGCCCAGUGGUGGCUCAGCUCAGAGAUGCAGAAACGGAGAAGGGCUGCCGCACGUCGAAUGUUGGACAUUGGCGGUGCAGUCGUGACUUCUGCCGGCAACGUCAUCAUGAACAACACUCCCAUCGGCGGCGUCGUGACCACGGUGUCAGAUAACGUCACUGCAUUUAGAGCUGCGCCAUUUCGAUACACGAUGCAAGGGCUCGGGAUCAUGAAGAAGGACAAGUCUGCUGCUGCAGCCCUCUCGCCUACAACCAGCGAUGCUCGCCUCUCAAACGACGACAUGUUGGCCACAGAUAACGAUAGACACUUUGCGCCUUCGCCUACGAUAGUCAAGGACGAAGACGAAGACGAUAUGUUAGGUGUGCUAAAUUUCGAUGACGAUGAGGAUGUCAUCUAG
Molecule: messenger RNA, 1173 nt
Organism: Diaporthe amygdali
Lineage: Eukaryota; Fungi; Ascomycota; Sordariomycetes; Diaporthales; Diaporthaceae
Exons: 1
Coding region: 1-1173 (390 amino acids)
Source: RefSeq, a predicted model, not a curated record